CAACUCGAUAAAUUAUUCUAGGUCGACUAGGAAUCCUCUAAUAAGAAGUAAAAUUUAUUCGAUAUAAACGUCGAAAAACGAAGGUGCCAUUAGAAAUAAAUCCGGCCAAGAGUGUGUUCAUACUCGCUUCCAAUUCAAGGGCUUGAUUCAGUCAAACUAACAAGACUAAAGCACUCCAUCGUUCUUACUACCCUUGUUCCGCCCGCAGUUCAGUUUCGAGAACCUGUGGCCGAUUUGGGUGCUAGACCAGUGAUGUGCAUAAUUUCUUUAGACGCAUGACCAUAUGGAUCUUGUAGACAGUGUAUUAUUAUUCACUCAGAGACAUGCAGUUGUUUGGGGAAUUAUUGAUAUGUUUGAGGCGUUUUUCAUUCAUGCUUCGUUCAGCAUUUGGAUACCCUUCUAAUUUGGUGAGCCUGCAUACUAAUCGUCCUUCCGUCUCAAUGGCUUCUCUGGAUCCUAUAGAUAUCAGUUCUUCAGAUAGUGAUUCAGAUUUACGUGAGAUAGACAAUUAUAGGGAUGAGUCUCCAAUUAGGGAUACCUCUUCAUCAGUUCCUCCCAGGAUACUUCCAGCAUGGAUGUCUCAAUUGGCAGUUCGUCAAGACCCUUCUUCUUCUUCUUCUUCUUCUUCCAAGAGGCAGAAUUUUGCUCAUAAUAAUAAUUCAUCAAGACCGCGUAAGCAUUUACACAUCACAGAGUCUUAUGGACCUUCAAGCUUGAUGAUUGAUGGUAAUAAUCGCCAACAAAACAGCUCAAAUAAUUCUGGUAGAUUGGUUACAAGCCCCAACAUUCACUCUUCUCAUCAAUCUUUGAAGAGGUCCCUUCCUACAUCUUUUCAGUCCUCUACAUCUAAUAUGCGAUCCAGCAGUCCAGUAGAAAAUGUUGUUGCAAGCGAACUUCGCGGCAUGUAUGCAAAUUCUUCUAAUGGGAAUAACUUGAUGAAAGAAAAUUCAAUCUGGGGCAGUGGGAGCAGUUCCUCAUUGUAUGAGAAAAAAGGAAAUAGAUUAUUGCCUCCAUCUUUGGUUCCUGGCAAGCAUACGUCGCCCUCAACAUUUGUUAGUUCUAAUGACCCUUUCCAUCAUACUGGAAUAAUUGAAGAAGGGCCUGCAGGAGCUGAUGAGAGUUUAGUUUUUCGAGCCGCCGUGCAGGACCUUCGUCAACCAACACUCGAAGCUAAUUUACCUGAAGGCCUCUUGGCAGUGCCUCUUCUUAGGCAUCAGAAAAUUGCUUUGGCAUGGAUGCUUAGUAAGGAAUCAUCUGGUUUAUGUUUGGGGGGGAUUUUGGCUGAUGACCAGGGCCUAGGUAAGACUGUGUCGACAAUUGCGCUGAUACAGAUGCAGAGACACCUUGAGAAAAAAGCCAAAAACAAAGUUUCUUGUAAUAGCAGGACAGAAGCGUUGAACUUGGAUGAUGAUGGUGGAAUUAGUGGUUUGAUUGCACUUGAUGAUGCAAGCCAGAUUAAAGAAUCUGAUGAUUUUGCGAUAUUACCACGGGAAAGUAAUAUGAUUAAAGGGUUCCGUAGCAGGAGGCCAACUGCAGGAACAUUGAUUGUUUGCCCAGCUAGUGUUCUUCGACAGUGGGCCCGGGAGCUGGAUGAGAAAGUUACAAGUGAGGCGAAACUUUCUGUUCUAGUUUAUCAUGGAGGCCAGAGGACUAAGGAUCCUGCUGCAUUGGCGAAGUAUGAUGCAGUUUUAACGACAUAUGCUAUUGUGACUAACGAAGUUCCGAAACAACCGUUGGUUGAAGAGGAUGAUGAUGAACAGAAAGAUGGAGAGCUAUAUGGACUGUCAUCUGCAUUCUCCAUGGAGAAGAAACGGAAGAAACCCUCAGCUAAUAAGAAGUCCAAGAAGGGGAAAAAGGAUAAUGAUGUGUCUGCAUUUGAUAGUAAUAGUGGCACACUGGACAGGGUGAAGUGGUCUAGGGUUGUUCUGGAUGAAUCUCAAACAAUUAAAAAUCACAGAACUCAAGUGGCUAGAGCCUGCUGUAGCCUUAGAGCGAAACGGAGAUGGUGCUUGUCUGGAACCCCAAUACAGAAUUCAGUGGAUGAAUUAUAUAGCUACUUCAGAUUUUUGAGAUAUGAUCCAUAUGAUAAGUUCAAAAAGUUUUCAUCCUCUAUCAAGUCCUUUAUUUUGAGGGACUCAGUUAAAGGUUACAAAAAGCUUCAGGUUAUCCUAAUGAAUAUCAUGUUGCGAAGAACAAAAGGUACAUUGAUUGAUGGUCAGCCUAUAAUCACAUUACCUCCCAAAAAAGUACAUCUGAUGAGGGUGGAUUUCUCUAUAGAAGAGCGGACUUUCUAUGAUAGGCUUGAAUCAGAUUCACGCAAACAAUUCAAGGAUCCUCCUGAAAAUGCAGUUGUCACAAUGUGUGGGCACGUUUUCUGCUAUCAGUGUGUCUCAGAUUAUUUGACCGGGGAAGAUAAUACAUGCCCCGCCUCUGCCUGCAAAGAACAACUCGGUGCUGAUGUUGUAUUUUCCAAAUCUACCCUAACGAAAUGCAUAUACGACGGGAUUGAUGGUGAUAACCCUGUUUCCAAAGAACACGGGGAGAAUUCUGUAGUUGUACAGAGUAACUAUGUAUCUUCAAAAAUCAAGUCUGCUCUCGAAAUUCUCAAGUCACAUUGCGUAUCAAAGAGAAGGCAGAGUUCCGAGUUAUAUCAUUUGGCCAGCACAUCAUCAUCAUCAGCCAAUUGUUCAGAGAGUACAGAACGUGAAAAGGCAAUUGUUUUUUCUCAGUGGACCAGCAUGCUCGACUUGGUGGAGAUGUCCCUCAAGAAUUCGUGUAUCAGUUACCGGAGGCUUGAUGGUACUAUGUCAAUACCUGCUCGAGACAAGGCUGUCAAAGAUUUUAACACUGAUCCUGAGGUUGACGUCAUGUUGAUGUCACUAAAAGCUGGAAACCUGGGCCUGAAUAUGGUUGCUGCUUGCCGAGUAAUCCUUUUGGAUCUAUGGUGGAACCCCACAACAGAAGAUCAAGCGAUUGAUCGGGCUCACAGAAUAGGACAAACCCGGCCCGUGACUGUAUCAAGGCUGACCAUCAAGGACACAGUUGAAGACCGCAUUCUUGCCCUUCAGGAAGACAAGAGAAAAAUGGUUGCUUCGGCUUUUGGUGAAGACCAAAGUGGGGGCCAACGCAGUCGCCUGACGGUGGAAGAUCUCAGGUUUUUGUUUGAAGGUCGUUGAAGAUUUUCGGGCAUUUGUGGCACCAGUGAUGAAACUUUUUUGGGUGGUGCUAUUUGUAAAAAGUCCGCUGUAGACUUUAAUUAGUUUUGUUUGCCUCUAGUUUUGUGACCAGAAACUCGUAAAAAAUGGAUCCAAAUGAUCGUACAUAUUUAUCUUUAUGUAAAAUGAAUAUGGUGCAUGCAAUGCAACUUUGGUCUCCGGAGUAUAGUAGUGUAGCGUUCGUUUUAAGGCAGGAGGCUUGGAGUUGGUAAUUUUGGACAAGUAGCUUGGACUUUUAGUAUUAGUUACUGAUUGAAUGAAUGACCAUCUUUUGGCCAAUCUUGUGUUCCAAUGUUAUCGAAGUUGGAAGCUUUAUUUUGUUGUUAUCCUACAGGAUUGAAUACAUGAUUUGCAUAAAUUGUUCUAUAAUAACAGACAGGCGAUUGCGAUUGAUGUUAACUUGAUCAAAAUGUAAAUGAAGCCUAUAUACAGUGGUCAAAAGGCCUAAUAGCAUGCCCAUAAAGAUAAAAUUCUCAUGAAAUCCAAUAAAUGCAUAUCAAUUAUCACAUUUGGGAAACUGGUACUGUAUACACACAAAGCUACAUGAUCAGGAUCAUGGGCACAAGCAAAACGGAGCCAUCACAUGGUAAUACAUAUGCUUUGGAGAAAGAAUUUAUCCAAUCCUCUCAUCCAAACUUCCAGCGGACAACUCUCAAAUUAAGCCUUGCUUGCUCAAAGUGGAUUCAGUUAAUACUUUGGAUACCAAAACAUGCCUUUAAUGCCGUCAGGGUCAGGCUCAAAACCUAGAUUCCGAUAGAAAUCCACAACUGCAAUCCAAA
This is a messenger RNA of Striga asiatica, 3994 nucleotides long. Lineage: Eukaryota; Viridiplantae; Streptophyta; Magnoliopsida; Lamiales; Orobanchaceae. The record is from the annotation of a GenBank genome assembly.